Messenger RNA from Eutrema salsugineum, 1623 nucleotides. RefSeq names its product putative pumilio homolog 8, chloroplastic. Gene Ontology annotation, molecular function: mRNA binding. The transcript is spliced from 6 exons. The coding region runs from base 1 to 1623 and encodes 540 amino acids. NCBI's taxonomy places the organism in Eukaryota, Viridiplantae, Streptophyta, Magnoliopsida, Brassicales, Brassicaceae. The record is from RefSeq and is a predicted model, not a curated record. Gene Ontology annotation, biological process: post-transcriptional regulation of gene expression. Gene Ontology annotation, cellular component: cytoplasm.
AUGAUGAGAGGUGGUGAAUUCGGAGAAGCUUCGUCGUCGUCGUCGUCGUCGUCGACUCUCUCACGUUCUCCUUCUUCUCCUCUGCAAACACCAUGGAAUCACUCUCGGAAUCUCUACCGGAAUCAAAAUCUCUUUCCAGGUGAUCACUCGUCUUCUAGCUCGAGCAGGUUCUGUCUCCGAUCGCCGUCUGAUUACUCGAUUUCGAGCUACUUCUCGAACGGAUUGUGUUCUUCUGAGGAUGGUUCCUCUCAAUUCGCUUCUCCUCCGUUCGAUGGGAUGAUGACGACGAAGCAUUACAACACUAGUGUUGUUUCUGAUGAUUUGGGAAUUUGCGAACGCAUCCAUCGUUUGAACAUCAGAGAAGAUGACGAAGAAGAUGAAGAUAAGACACAUCUCCAACAUUUCACUGGAAAUCAACUGAAAAAUUUGGGGAAUUACGAACCUAAUGAUAAUGGAUUUAGAGCGAAUAAUCAAAUCCCUAGUUUUCAGAGCUAUGGAGAGACUCUCAAUCCAGAGAUUCCUUUCAAUUUUGGUUACAAAUCUGCAGAAAUGUCAUUCAACAAUGCUUCAUCAAACUCUCAUCGGAGAAGCGGUGUUGGGACGUUGUUUGAUCAUCAAGGAAGUAGCAGUGGCAACACUAAUCAUCCGAGUCUUCCUAAGAUAUCUGAGAUCCAGGGAUAUGUUUACUUGAUGGCUAAAGAUCAGCAUGGAUGCAGAUUCUUGCAGAGGAUCUUUGAAGAUGGAACUGCUCUAGAUGCUAUGAUAGUUUUCAAUGAGGUGAUUCCUCAUGUCGUCGAGCUUAUGAUGGAUCCUUUUGGGAAUUACUUGAUGCAGAAACUAUUGGAGUUUUGCAAUGAAGAACAGAGAACACAGAUCAUACUCAUGGUCACUGCAGAACCUGGACUGCUUAUCCGGAUUUCACUCAACGCUUACGGUACUCGAGUUGUCCAGAGAUUAGUGGAGUCAAUCAAAACCAAGAAGCAAAUAUAUCUGGUGAAGUCAGCUUUGAGACCUGGAUUUCUCAAUCUUAUUAGGGAUCUCAAUGGGAAUCAUGUGAUUCAACGUUGCUUGCAAUGCUUUAGUACAGAAGCUAACGAGUUCAUCUUUGAAGAUGCUACAAGGUUCUGCAUUGAUAUCGCGACACAUAGACAUGGAUGUUGUGUGUUACAAAAAUGCAUUGCUUAUUCCACUGGACAACAACGAGAGAAGCUCAUAGCAGGGAUCUCUAGAAGCAGUCUCUUCCUUGCUCAAGACCCUUACGGGAACUAUGCAGUCCAAUUCGUUAUAGAACUGAGGGAUUUUUCUGCGACUGCCAUGGUGCUCGCGCAGCUAAAAGGGCAUUAUGUCGAGCUUUCGAUGCAGAAAUUCAGUAGCCAUUUGGUGGAACGAUGCUUAACACAUUGUCCAGAGAGCCGUCUUCAGAUCGUGCGUGAACUCAUCUCUGUUCCUCAUUUCGAUCUCCUAAUUCAAGAUCCUUAUGCCAAUUUUGUCAUCCAAGCUGCUCUUUCUGUCACCAAGGGUUCACUUCAUGCCGCACUCGUUGAAGUCAUAAGGCCUCACUCGAUUCUACGUAACAAUCCUUAUUGCAAAAGGAUUUUCUCGAGAAACCUCUUGAAGAAUUGA